AUGAAAAUUCGUCCCAGUACCAUAUAUCGAAAUCUCUUCUACGCUAUUGGAAGCUUCUUAGUAUUCUACACGGCCUAUCAAAUCUUCGCUUAUAGCGAUGGGUCGCAUGUUGAUGUUCAUCGCCGUCAAAAACAUCUAUAUCUCACUGUGUCGAAAGACAGGAUCGAACACAGGUUCGAGAAACUAGCUCCAAAACGAGUACUUAUGUGGACCACGAUUUUUGGCGCUGAAAAGCCCAUAGAUUUCAGUGAUUGCAAAGGAUUUUCGGAUCGCUGUAUUGUGACGUAUAACAAGUCCCUGAUUACGGCAGCUGACGCAGUGGUGUUUCAUGCACAGGAUAUCCCGAAUGCGCCGCUUCCAGAGGCGCGACUUCGACGUCCGCAGCAGCGCUAUGUGUUUCUCAGUAUGGAGACACCUGGCAACAGUGGAAGGCAUGCUGUCCCACGUGCGUACUAUUUCAUUCAAAAAAAUGCUACACAUACAGAUUGA
Messenger RNA from Strongylus vulgaris, 489 nucleotides. Lineage: Eukaryota; Metazoa; Nematoda; Chromadorea; Rhabditida; Strongylidae. The record is from the annotation of a GenBank genome assembly.